AUGUCAACUAUUUCUGAUCAGAAGAAACGGACCUUAGAAGCCAUUCAACAACGGUAUGCAGCAGCUAAAGCUAAGAAGCUGAAAGAUGAACAGCCUAAGUGCCCGAAGAACAAAGAUAGUACCCCCAAGCCCAAGUUUGAUGCACGGAUUAAAGGAAAAACUCCCAAAUUCACUCCUUCUCGAACUUCUGCCCUGCUCCCUACAUUUAGAGCUCAAGGAAAUUCCAGUCAUCAACAAAACACUUCUGGUUCCUCAGGUGGAGAAGUCAACCCUAUAUACUCUGAGCUUUCAUUUGUUCUCCAUGAAAAUUUGUCCCAAGAUGACUAUUCGGAUCUCGACAGCACGGACAUAGUUCACAAUGUUGUAUAUGACAUAAUUCAGAAAGGUGGAGAAGCCGGAAGAAUCGCCAAGGGAUCCAAAAAGUUAAAGCUGGAUAGAGGGAUUCUUUUGGAUAACUAUGUUCAAAGGGGUCCUAUAUUAGUGGAUGCACAAUCACAGUCUUUGUUGACCCACUCAAAGCGAUCAAAAAGACACAUGUCACUGAAGCAACAUAAGAAAUGUGGGUCAUUUGAUUUACAUGAUACAUUCCGCAGAUGUGGUAUCUUUGGAGUUUAUGCAGUUUUUACAUGUGAUUCUUAUUCUUGCAGGAAAAAGCAAUUGUCUGAAAACCUCCUUUCAGCAGAUCUUCAUGGGGCCCUUAUAAUAGUGGCACAAUGCAAAGCAGCCUCAUAUCAAGGUGUAAGUGGCAUCAUGAUUCGGGACACUGCAGAGACUUUUGGAAUUAUAUCGGAGGACAACCGCUUCCGAGACCUGAUGGGAUUGCUUUCUAAGAAGCUCACUUUGAAACCUGCAGUUGUGCCGAAAGCUGGGUCAGUUUUCGUCCUCCAAGCUGAUUGCUGGAAGGUUACACUGAUCGGCGACAAACUGUCGCCAAAGGAGAAGUUGAAGGAAAGCCAGCGUCUGCAGCGUGCGCAAUCACUGAUCAGAUAG
Triticum turgidum subsp. durum (durum wheat) is the source of this 990-nucleotide messenger RNA. The record is from the annotation of a GenBank genome assembly. NCBI's taxonomy places the organism in Eukaryota, Viridiplantae, Streptophyta, Magnoliopsida, Poales, Poaceae.